Molecule: messenger RNA, 5149 nt
Organism: Sinocyclocheilus rhinocerous
Lineage: Eukaryota; Metazoa; Chordata; Actinopteri; Cypriniformes; Cyprinidae
Product: voltage-dependent calcium channel subunit alpha-2/delta-1-like
Exons: 40
Coding region: 328-3609 (1093 amino acids)
Cellular component (GO): L-type voltage-gated calcium channel complex
Molecular function (GO): voltage-gated calcium channel activity
Source: RefSeq, a predicted model, not a curated record
GACACGCGUGAUGAUCGCGCGCAGAUGGGUGGGGGGUGGGGGGCGUGUGGAAACUGAUCCGCCACAGCGCGCACAGUCUAAAACAGACUCUUUAACGUACUGGAAAACCGGAGAGACACGGAAACGCCCCACACCGGACUCCCCCUGCCAGUCUCCACAUCUCUGGAGAAACAUCUAAACUAAUUCAACAGGGCAAAGGCAGAAGUAGCUGGAGAGACCAAAAGCAUCUGUGAUUUGUUUGUGGAAGUAGCGGCGCUCAUGGCGGCAGCUCGGCUGCUUUAGGAGGGUCACUUCAGUGGAUUUUAGUGGGAGAAACUCGUCUGUUGGAUGUCAGUCAGAAGAAUAAUGGAUGCGCUCAGAUUGUCCGCUGCUCUUCUUCUACUUCUGUCUUUAUUCAGCUGUGGAAGCACUAUACAGUUUCCCGACUCCCAUCUGACCCGGAAAUGGGCGAUGCAGAUGCAGGAGGAGCUAGUGCAGUUGAUGGAUGCUGAGACCGGCAUACAAAAGCUUCAAAAAAUUUUCCUGCAAUUUCAUAGACACUAUGAUGUCAAGCAAAACAACCCUACACAGCUGGUGGCAAAAGCUGCACGUGAAAUCGAGAACCUUCUUGCCAACCGUUCCAAAGCUCUAGAGGCGCUGGUGACGGCUGCAGAGAACCUGCAGAAGGAGCACCAGUGGAAGGAUGAUCUUGAUGUGAAUGAGAUUAUCUACUACAAUGCCAAGGACAAGUUUGACAUUAAUGACACGGAAACGCACCAGAACCAUGUCAAAGUAGAAUUCAAAGAGGAUCCAGUUUUCAAACGCCCUGUUUCAUACAACACAACAGCAGUGCACAUUCCUACUGAUAUCUACGAGGGCUCCACUAUAAUCCUGAAUGAGCUAAACUGGACUGCGGCUCUAGAUGAAGUCUUCAAGAAGAACUGGGAGAAUGACCCGUCCCUCCUCUGGCAGGUGUUUGGCAGUGCAACUGGCCUGGCUCGAUACUUCCCAGCUUCCCCUUGGGUUGACACAAGGAGCACACCAAAUAAGAUUGACCUGUAUGAUGUACGCCGAAGGCCCUGGUAUAUCCAAGGUGCAGCUUCACCUAAAGACAUGUUGAUCCUGGUGGAUGCGAGUGGAAGUGUGUCAGGUCUGACACUGAAGCUCAUUCGCACUUCCGUCAGUGAGAUGCUGGAGACUCUCUCCGAUGAUGAUUUCGUCAACAUCGUCUCUUUCAACAAUUCGGCCAAGUCGGUCGCCUGUUUUGAAAACCUGGUCCAAGCAAAUGUCCGCAAUAAAAAGAUUCUGAAGGAGGCGGUACAGAAGAUCACAGCGAAUGGCACCACUGACUAUAAAAUUGGCUUCAAGGAGGCUUUUAACCAGCUCUCCUCAAUGAAUGUUACAAGAGCAAACUGUAACAAGAUUAUCAUGCUAUUCACUGACGGAGGAGAGGACAGAGCUUCAGAGAUCUUUGAAGAGUACAACCCUGACAAGAAUGUUCGAAUCUUCACCUUUUCUGUGGGCCUGCAUAACUAUGAUAAGACACCAAUUCAAUGGAUGGCUUGCAAUAAUAAAGGUUAUUAUUAUGAGAUCCCCUCUAUUGGAGCCAUCAGGAUCAACACCCAGGAGUACCUGGAUGUGUUGGGUAGGCCCAUGGUGAAAGAAGACAAGAAAGCAAAAAAUGUGCAAUGGACCAACAUUUACGUGGACGCUCUAGAAUUGGGUCUUGUGAUUACAGGCACUCUGCCAGUGUUCAAUAAGACCAGCACCAGGAAGAGUCAAGACAAGAAUAAGAACCAGAGCCAGUUGAUUUUAGGGGUGAUGGCCAUAGACGUGUCUCUGGGUGACAUCAAGAGACUGACUCCACAUUACACUCUCGGACCAAAUGGAUAUUACUUCGCCAUCGACCCCAACGGCUACGUGCUGCUUCAUCCCAACCUUCAACCAAAGGAUCUCAAGCCUCAGGAACCCAUGACAUUGGACUUCUUGGAUGCAGAACUAGAGGAUGAAGAGAAAGUGGAGAUCAGAAGAAGUAUGAUAGAUGGUCAGAAGGAUCAAAAGAGAUUCCAAACACUUUUGAAGUCUCAAGAUGAGCACUACAUAGACAGAGGCAUCAGAACCUACACUUGGGGUCCAGUCCAUGACACAGACUACAGUCUUGCUUUAGUUCUACCUGAUUACAGUGUCAGCUACAUCAAGGCCACUAUACUAGACACCAUCACUCAGGCCAAAUCUUGGAAACUCUCAGAAAAUUCCGAAGAAACUGUUUCUGAAAGCCUGCAGGUGGACAAAUUUGAAGAGUAUGGAUAUACUUUAAUAGCACCCAGAGAUUACUGCACAGACCUGAAAGCUCAGAGUAACAACAUCACACAAUUUCUCAUCGACUUCAAUGAAUACAUAGACAGAAAGACCCCCAACAACCCGCUGUGUAAUAUGGAGCUAAUAAACAGACUGCUGCUGGACGCUGGCAUCACCGCUGAACUGGCCAAAUACUGGAGCGAACAGGGACUGAAUGAGAGAAUCAAGGCUAAGUUUGUGGCGACAGACGGCGGUGUCACUAGAGUCUAUCCUGCGAGUGCUGGUUCAGAAUGGACUGAGCAGGCAGAAACAUACAAGUCUAGUUUCUACAAGAGAAGUCUGGACAACAAUGUUUAUAUAUUUACUUCAGCACCAAAUGCAAACAAUGAAACUCAAGAUUCAGUUUUGGUGAGCAGAGCGAUGGACCUGAGAGUUGAUGAAUUCAUGCUGAAGCCAGCAGUGGUUGGAGUAAAACUGGAUGUACUGACUUGGAUGGAAAGCUUCAUCAACGCUACGAUUACGCCCAAUUGUGUUGGUGAAAUCUGUGGGUGCAGGAGGAGCGAUGUCAAUCUGGACUGCUUUCUUCUGGACGAUGGAGGCUUCCUUGUCAUGACCAAUAAGGAACUCUCUAUGAUCGGACAGUUUUUCGGUAUGAUUGACCCCACCCUAAUGAGAAAUCUGAUAAAUGAAUCCCUGUUCUCAGUCAACAUAACCUACAACUACCAGGCUCUCUGUGAACCCACCACAGAAUCUAAAGCUGCCGCUGGUCUCAGAUCAGUCUACGUGCCCACCAUAGCUGACAUCCUGAACAUUGGUUGGUGGGCUUCUGCAGCAGCCUGGUCAAUAUUGCAGCAGUUGUUUGUCAGCAUCACAUUUCCUAAUUUCCUUGAGGCAGCGGACCUAGAUGAGGACCUGUCUGAAAAACCAUCUAAAGAGAGUUGCAUCAAAGAGCAGAAACAGUAUUUCUUUGGGAACAAUGAGACAACUUUUAAGGGGACUGUGGAUUGUCAGAACUGCUCCAGGCAGUUCAUAGCUGAAAAGCUUCCGAAGACAAAUCUGGUGCUUAUUGUUGCAGACCCGCUAAUUCAUUGCCAUACUAGUGAAAAAGGUUUCUCCCAGGAAGAAAAGCCUUCUCCAGGUCCAGAUCCCUGCAAGAUAGCCCAGAAUCCACGCUAUCGGAAAGGUCCGACACAGUGCUUUGACAACAAUGCAAGUGAACAGAACGAGGAUUGCGGUGGAGCGUCGGGUCUGAGUCCAUCAAUCGUGUCCAUGGUCAUUCUGCAGCUGCCGCUGCUCUGGCUUCUAAUUGGAAGAGGACACUUCCUCUCGUGACCUCAGCAUGGAGAUGCCACACCCCCUCACGAUGCCAAAACAUACCAGAUCCAGCUGCACAUUUGAUCGUUCAUCCGGACUCCCACGCUACAGCCCAGCACAUGGAGGGAGAGGCUCUGACCCAGGAAGUACAAAACCCAAGCCGCGAUCACUCACAGCCUUUAAGGUCAAAGUAGGUCGGAGAUGAUAUAUGAGCAACGACCUUUGACAUUUGACCUGUGAGGUCAGACUCUCUCCACAUGAGCGACGGGGUGGGCAGACCUUGACACUUCAUCGUCACUUCGCUAUGAAGAUACGUCCUGUCUUUAAAACAAACAAAAAAAAAGAUCCAGUCACAACACUGCCAACCAAAGUUUCGCCCUUUACCGGUGUGAUGCCUUCAACAUAUUUACACGGCUUAUUCCUCUGUAUUACAAACUGUUUAUAUGUGACUUUUAUGGCCUCGUCACGUUUGCCCUGCUGAGAUCUUUAAUGGACCCCUCCGGGUCGGGUCAAAAUUCAACCCUGUUUGUGGUCUGCAGCUCAUUACUGAAAAAAAAGGACAAAUGAGCUUGUGACCCAAUGCAAAAGUCUCUUGUUUUUCCCAGUGGUCUCCACCUCUGUGCCUCGGGAAUAUUGGUUUCAUUUCUGAACGCUGUUUCGAGUGAACAAUCCCUCCCUCCAUUAGUCCGCGGGUACCCGUAUUUGCUAUCACACGGUGAUUUUUAUCCGCCCAUAGUGCAUUUCAAACAUGCACUGCUGCCAAACGUUACCCUGUGUGUGGUCUUGCUGUACUUUGCACUUGAUGCCAAGCAGGUCGUGUGGCCAAACAGCCCUUUGGUUCUUAUUUAGGGCUUUUUAAAUGACAGCCGAUUCACAAAAGCUCGCAAAUGUAUGCGUCCUGGCUGUGAAUAUGAAGAGAAAACCCCGCUGUUGCAUGUGUGUGUUUUUUUUUCUUUUUUGGUGCAUUACCUGUUUAUUUUAGAUUAAGUUAUUUUAAAUGAGCAAAGAGUUUUCUGCUGUAUGUUUAAUGUCGAGUUUUAUGUGCUAUAUUUAAUGUAUGUGUGUGGAUAUGCAGAUGCUAAAGGGUGAAAGGCGUUUAUGACAUAGUUGCUCUUUCCCACACUUUAAUAUCAUCUGGAGAACUCAAAAAGGUGGGAAGAAAAUGAUCUAAUGUUUACAGAUAUUUUGAGACACUCAAGAGUUUUUAUAAGAAAUGUUGCCCCUGGUUGUGCCUCUGCUGUGUCAUUUUUCACUUUAAUGUCAGAGGCAGAGCUCUGUCAGCCUUUCUUUCCUGUCAAUGUGCCUUGAUGUGAAUGGAUUCAGAUAAAAAUAAGUGAAUGAAUAUCACAAUGUGCAAUCUGACCCUGAUCACUCUGCAGAAAAAUGCCAAAUAUCGUCAUUCUGAUCUGACCAAAAUGAACCUUCUGUCUCUUUAAGAGAUCCUGACUGGAUCUUUGUGCCUCAGUGAAAUCUGGGCCAUUUAUGAAAUAAUUAAGACUUUGAGAAGAGACAAGAAUAAUUACGGAAGCUCUGAACUACUCAUAAAAUGAACGCGUUU